Molecule: messenger RNA, 1581 nt
Organism: Anopheles marshallii
Lineage: Eukaryota; Metazoa; Arthropoda; Insecta; Diptera; Culicidae
Product: cytochrome P450 6g1-like
Exons: 6
Coding region: 1-1581 (526 amino acids)
Molecular function (GO): oxidoreductase activity, acting on paired donors, with incorporation or reduction of molecular oxygen; monooxygenase activity; iron ion binding
Source: RefSeq, a predicted model, not a curated record
AUGAUCUUCCCGACCGUUGACGUCGUCCAGAGCUAUCUCUGGCUGGUGUUGCUUUGUGUCGUGCUGUAUCUGCUGUGGUUCGUAACCACCACCGGAACACGAUACUGGCAGUGCGUCCAUUUGCCGUACAUCGAGGGGCGCCCCAUAGUGGGCAACUUCCUCGAUGCGGUACUGAUGCGAAAAUCUAUCUUCGACCUGACGGACGAGCUGUACGUGGAUGAACGCGUGCGGGACAGUGCACUGUUCGGCAUCAGCAAGCUGAUGACUCCCACCCUGGUGCUGCGCGAUCCCGAACUCAUCAAACAAGUACUAAUUAAAGAUGCCGCAUUCUUCUGCAAUCGCUCCAUGUGUACCGAUCCACAUGGUGAUCAGAUCGGGUACUACAACUUGCUGAUGAUUAGAAAUCCAGCUUGGAAGCAGCUGCGCUCCUACCUUACACCGUCGCUUAGCCUGAGCAAAAUUAAACAGAUGUACCGGCUGGUCGAUCAGGUUGGUGCAGACAUGGUGGCAUCACUCGAAGCAUUACCGGAACUACGAGCAGGUGUGCGAGAAACGGAAUUUAAAGAGCUCUGUGCACGCUUCACCACCGACGUGAUUGCGAGCACAUUCUUCGGCAUGCAGGCCAACUGUCUGAAGGACGAGAAUUCCGAGUUUCGUUACUAUGGGCGAAAGAUCUUCGAUUACGGUCCGGCGCGUGGUUUAACGAUGGCAUCGUUCUUCUUCGCACCGGAGCUUGUGCCUUAUCUACGGUUGAAGCUUUUCCCACGCGACACAGAAGCUUUCCUUAAGGCUAUCAUCGAGCAGGAGAUUGCAAGGCGUGAGAAAACUGGUGAAAGUCGGGGAGAUUUCAUCGAUUCCAUGAUUGCGCUCAAAAAUAACAAUGCUACGCUGGGUGUUAAGGAGAAAAUACCACUCAAAGGUGAUAUACUUGUGGCACAGGCGGCAACCUUCUAUAUGGCCAGCUUCGAAACUACCUCCUCGGUUUUAUCGUUUGCUCUGUAUGAAUUAACGCGACACCCCGAAAUUCAAUCCCAACUGAGAGAAGAAAUACGGCUGAUUAUCCGUAAAUAUGGGCAAGAUAUUCCCUACGAAGCGUAUGCCAAUGAGAUGCCUUACCUUGGCAUGGUUAUCUCGGAAACCGCUCGACUUUAUCCAGUCCUACCCUUCAUCGAGCGUAAGUGUACAUUGCCAGAAGGUAACACCGGAUACAAGCUGGAACCGUUCCACGACUUCAUCAUUCCCAACCACAUGCCAGUGUUGAUCCCUAUCUAUGCAAUCCAUCGCGACCCAAAGUAUUUCCCCAACCCGGAACGGUUCGAUCCGGAACGAUUUUCCAAGGAAAACCUGGACCAAAUACAACCCUGCACCUACAUGCCGUUCGGUGUUGGACCACGCACCUGCCUUGGGUCGCAUUUUGGGACGCUGCAAAUUAAGAUUGCGCUCGUUAAGCUACUCGCCAAGUAUCGCAUCGAUCGAUCGUCCUCCACGCCGGCAGUGUUAACGUACCGCAAGAACGCGUUCACGCUGAACUCCAACGAAGGCCUUUACGCGGAACUAGCGGAUGAUCCGUUGGGAAUGUGA